AUGACAGAAAUAAGAAGAGAAAUAUCUGACCUACCAGUUAUAAAAAGAAAAAGAAAGAGUUUACAGAUUAAAUAUACAGGAAGGAAUUUCUCAAGAGAAGAGGUAGUAUUGAGAGCACAAGCACUAUCUGAUGCUUUAGAAAGAAGAGGUAGAGGUUUAAUUAGUGUAUUACUUCCUUUCGGAACUAAUAAUGAAACUAAAUGGAGACCAGGAAAGUUUACCAACUUUGGUGAUCCAGUUGACUUGUUCAAUCCUGAUGAAUACGAUGGAGAUCCUGUGGAAGAGCCUCCUUACUUUGGUGCUAUUCUUUUUUAUAUUUUACCAGAGACAGAUAUAGGUUUAAGAGCAGGAGGGUAUGGAUACAGGAAUGAUUGCUUUUAUAAUGCAAUGAUCAGUAUCUAUCCAAAAAUCAAUAAAGUCUAUCUAACACCAGAAUCAUUAAAAGAAGAAAUAGGUAUAGAAAGAGAUGAUCUUGUGCCAUUGGACAAGAUGAGCAGAAUUGAAUCAAAACUGCCACCACAUAUCAAGAUAUCAAUAAGUGGUGAUCACGUUUAUACAUCAACUAGAGGGAAUGGUGUAGUAUUAGAUGUUGAAAUUUUGCCAUUUGGAUUGGAUGUAUUAACAUCAAUGGAUUGUUAUGAAGAGAGAAUAGAAGAAGAUGAUGGUGUUGACGCAUAUAUGACACCCAUCUUCUUCUAA
Cavenderia fasciculata is the source of this 699-nucleotide messenger RNA. RefSeq lists its product as uncharacterized. Bases 1 to 699 code for a protein of 232 amino acids. Lineage: Eukaryota; Evosea; Eumycetozoa; Acytosteliales; Cavenderiaceae. The transcript has 3 exons. The record is from RefSeq and is a predicted model, not a curated record.